This is a messenger RNA of Triplophysa rosa, 1009 nucleotides long. RefSeq names its product proline-rich transmembrane protein 1-like. The coding region runs from base 71 to 328 and encodes 85 amino acids. The record is from RefSeq and is a predicted model, not a curated record. Gene Ontology annotation, cellular component: membrane. The transcript has 2 exons. Lineage: Eukaryota; Metazoa; Chordata; Actinopteri; Cypriniformes; Nemacheilidae.
CCGUGCCAUUACCCAGCCAACAUUAUAAGCUGAAUCUAAACUUCAGAAGCUUGGAAGACGUUUAUUAAACAUGGAAAAAAUGGAAGGGGCGCGCUCAAAUGAAAAAACUUAUCUUGUAUGGUCCAUCUUCAACACUUUUUGUUGCUGUUUUCCACUUGGAGUUGCAGCUAUUAUAUACUCAUGCAGAGCAGACACUGCUAAUUCUCUUGGAGAUGGAACAAAAGCGCGCGAGUCCUCCAGGACAGCCAGGAACCUGAAUAUUGCUGCAGUGGUGAUCGGGAUCAUUUGCCUCAUUAUUAUUAUCGUGUCCUAUAUGGUCCCAAAGUGAUUGAAGCAACAUUAUCGCGUGUAUUAUUGAAGUUCUCUUCUUAGUUUGGUUACUUGUCCGGUAUUGUUAAUGUAGAUACAUGUUUAUGUAUGUGGUGAUGUGCUUCUGCCUGGUUUCCCUUGGAUGAUAUUAAACCUUUUUUGAAUUAUCUACGUUUUCUCGAGUGUUCUCGUUACAGCGUGGCUGUGACGGGAGAUUUUUUUUUCACUCGAACAGAUUUAAACAUCUGUUGCUGAUCAAGGAUGAUGAAGCCCAGUAGUGAUCCGACAUCAGGCACGCAAUCAUAGCCACAUGUUGAAAAUGUGUUCAAAAUCUACAAAAAUGUACUUUUAAAGUUAACACACAUUAUUCCAAGAUUUUUCAAAAAUGUUUGUUAUUUGCAAAAAAAAUGUUUGUUUUGACUUUUUGGGUCUGCAUCACAUAAAAAAAACAUGUAUUGUUUCAUAGCCUUUUUGUUUAAGCCUGUUUAGUAUGUAUGCAUUGUUCUUAUCUAACACAAUGUUAAUGUACCUUUAUCUAUGUUAAGUCAUUUAUACGUGCUAAAGAGACAAAUGCUUAACCAUUUGAUUAUUUUAUUUUAUACCUCUGUACUGUAUAUUAUUGCUAUGAUAUUCAAGCCUGUAUUUUUCUACUCCUCAUUUUUCAUAGAAGGUCACUAUUAAACUCAAUAUAUUAAACCUC